This is a messenger RNA of Acanthochromis polyacanthus (spiny chromis), 7223 nucleotides long. Its product is annotated as ATP-binding cassette sub-family C member 4-like. Gene Ontology annotation, cellular component: plasma membrane. The coding region runs from base 102 to 4034 and encodes 1310 amino acids. Lineage: Eukaryota; Metazoa; Chordata; Actinopteri; Pomacentridae. The transcript has 31 exons. Gene Ontology annotation, molecular function: ATP hydrolysis activity; ATP binding; ABC-type transporter activity. The record is from RefSeq and is a predicted model, not a curated record. Gene Ontology annotation, biological process: transmembrane transport.
GACGCCUCUGGUCUGCCCCCAAGUUACAACACGUAGCGUGGAGCAGCAGGUCUAAAGACAGGGAAAGAGGAAGGGAAGCCACCGUGUGAGACCGGGACACCAUGGAAAAAGUCACUAAAGAUGCUAAGACUAACCCGGCAGCGACGGCGAGCCUUUUGUCCAAGGUGUUUUUCUGGUGGCUCAACCCGUUGUUCACCACUGGGUACAAGCGCCGGCUGGAGGAAGAUGACAUGUACGAAGUGCUGCCGGAGGACAGGUCGGACAGACUGGGGCAGGACCUGCAGAGAUACUGGGAUAUUGAGUUCCAGAAAGCCACCAAAGAGAUGCGGAAGCCGCGACUCACCAAAGCCAUCAUUCAGUGCUACUGGAAAUCAUAUUCAGUGCUGGGAUUGUUUACACUCAUUGAGGAGAUAAUUAAAGUGGUUCAGCCGGUCCUCCUGGGGAAGAUGAUCGAGUACUUUGAGAGUUACGACCCAGAUAACAUAACGGCCUUACAUCAGACCCUGGGCUAUGGAGCUGGGUUGUCCCUCUGCGCCAUCGGCCUGGUGCUGCUCCAUCACCUGUACUCCUUCCAUGUGCAGAGGUCAGGCAUGAAGAUCAGAGUGGCCAUGUGUCACAUGAUCUACAAGAAGGCUCUGUGUCUGAGCAGUUCAGCCAUGGGAAAGACCACCACAGGCCAGAUUGUCAACCUGCUUUCCAAUGAUGUCAACAGGUUUGAUGAUGUGACCAUCUUCCUGCACUACCUGUGGGUGGGGCCCCUCCAAGCAGCUGUAGUUGUGGGGCUGCUGUGCCUGGAGAUUGGUCCUUCAUGCUUGGCAGGCAUGGUGGUCCUCAUGAUCCUGAUGCCCGCCCAAACCAUGGUUGGAAGACUCUUCUCAAAGUUCAGGAGUCAGACGGCUGUUCACACCGACAGCAGAAUCCGCAUCAUGAACGAAGUGGUGUCUGGAAUCAGGAUCAUCAAGAUGUAUGCCUGGGAGAAACCCUUUGCUGCUCUGGUCUCUGACGUCAGGAGGAAGGAGAUCUCCAAGAUCAUGAAGAGCUCCUACCUGCGAGGUCUCAACAUGGCCUCCUUUUUCUGUGCCAGCAAGAUCAUCGUCUUUGUCACCUUCACCCUCUACGUCCUUCUGGGACACAAGAUCUCAGCCAGCAGUGUGUUUGUGACGGUGUCGUUGUACACCUCUGUACAACUCACCGUCACACUCUUCUUCCCCAAUGCCAUCGAGAAGCUGUUUGAGUGCCGCGUCAGCAUCCAAAGGAUUCAGGAGUUCUUGCUGCUGGAUGAGAUCACUAAAAGCAGCUCUGAUCUGCCAAAGGAUGAGAAGGAUGCAGCCGUGGAGGUCAAGGAUCUGACGUGCUACUGGGAUAAGAGCUUGGAUGCCCCGUCUCUGCAGAACGUCUCCUUCUCUCUGAAGUCAAAUCAGUUGGUGGCUGUAAUUGGACCAGUGGGAGCUGGAAAGUCGUCCCUGCUGAGCUCCAUCCUGGGAGAGCUUCCACCUGAGAAGGGGGUUCUGAAGGUGACAGGCCAGCUGACCUAUGCAGCCCAGCAGCCCUGGGUUUUUCCUGGAAGCAUCCGCAGCAACAUCCUGUUUGGAAAAGAGCUGAACCCCCAGAAGUAUGACAGAACCAUCAGGGCCUGCGCUCUGAAGAGGGACCUGCAGCUGCUCCCUGAUGGAGACCAGACGCUGAUCGGGGACAGAGGAGCCACGCUGAGUGGAGGACAGAAAGCUCGAGUCAACCUGGCGAGGGCCGUGUAUCAGGAUGCAGACGUCUACCUGCUGGACGACCCUCUGAGUGCCGUCGACGCCGAGGUUGGAAGACACCUCUUUGAACAGUGCAUCUGUGGCCUCCUGAAGGACAAACCUCGUAUCUUGGUCACCCACCAGCUGCAGUACCUGAAGGCAGCAGACCAGAUUGUUGUCCUCAAGGAGGGUCACAUGGUGGAAAAGGGAACGUACACGGAGCUGCAGCAGUCUGGGGUGGACUUCACCUCCCUGCUGAAGAAGGACGAGGAGGACGAGCAGCAGCAGCCGGCCCAGGACGUCCCAGCCAGGAGCAGAACCCUGUCCCAGAAUUCUGUGCUCUCCCAGACCUCCUCCGUGGAUGGAGACAGCUUACCGGCGGAGACGGUGCAGACGUUGGCAGAGGAGAGUCGAGCUCAGGGAACCAUUGGAGUGAAGCUGUACGUCAGAUACCUGAGAGCUGGAGCCAGCAUCCUGACUCUGCUGGCCGUCAUUCUGAUCAACCUGCUGGCUCAGGUAGCGUACAUCAUGCAGGACUGGUGGCUGGCCUACUGGGCUGAUGAGCAGGAAAGGCUCGAUGCUCUGAACUCCACCGUCACAAACGCCACCCUGGACAGAGAUUUCUACCUGGGGAUCUACGCAGGUCUGACCGGAGCCACCAUCAUCUUUGGCUUCAUGAGGAAUCUGGUUCUGUUCAACAUGCUGGUGAGGUGUGCUCAGUCGCUGCACAACGGCAUGUUCAAGACCAUCCUCAGAACGCCCGUACGCUUCUUUGACAUCAACCCCAUCGGAAGGAUCUUAAACAGGUUUUCUAAGGACAUCGGCCAGCUGGACUCCAACAUGCCGUGGACUUUUGUGGACUUCAUUCAGGUGUUCCUGCAGGUUCUUGGGGUCAUUGCUGUUGCAGCGUCGGUGAUCCCGUGGAUCCUCAUCGCCGUGGUUCCUCUUCUCAUCGUCUUCGUCUUCUUGCGUCGUUACUUCCUGCAGACCUCCAGAAACAUCAAACGCCUCGAGUCCACCACUCGGAGUCCCGUCUUCUCCCACCUGUCCUCGUCUCUUCAGGGCCUGUGGACGAUCCGAGCCUUCGGGGCUGAGGAGAGAUUCCAGAAAGCGUUUGACGCCCACCAGGAUCUGCACUCAGAAGCGUGGUUUCUCUUCCUGACGACUUCUCGCUGGUUCGCCGUCCGCCUCGAUUUCAUCUGCGCCGUUUUCGUCACCGUGACCACUUUUGGCUGUGUGCUGCUCCGAGACCAGCUGGACGCCGGCUCCGUUGGUUUGGCUCUGAGCUACGCCGUCACUCUGACCGGCAUGUUUCAGUGGGGCGUCCGGCAGAGCGCAGAGGUGGAGAACAUGAUGACCUCAGUGGAGCGGGUGGUAGAGUACUCUGAACUGGAGAGUGAAGCACCCUGGGAAACCCACAGGCGUCCUCCCCAGAACUGGCCCAGUAAAGGCCUGGUGACGUUUGACCAGGUCAGCUUCUCCUACAGUCCUGACGGACCGACGGUGCUGCACAACAUGAGCGCCGUGUUCCGGCCCAAAGAGAAGGUCGGUAUUGUGGGAAGAACGGGUGCUGGGAAAAGCUCUCUGGUCUCGGCUCUGUUCCGCCUGGCAGAACCUCAGGGGAAGAUCUACAUCGACGGCAUCGUGACCUCAGAGAUCGGCCUCCACGACCUGCGUCAGAAGAUGUCUAUUAUCCCUCAGGAUCCGGUUCUGUUUACAGGCUCCAUGAGGAAGAACCUGGACCCCUUCAACCAGCACACGGAUGAAGAACUGUGGAACGCUCUGCAGGAGGUGCAGCUGAAGUCUGUUGUGGAGGAGCUGCCCGGGAAGCUGGAGACGGUUCUGGCCGAGUCGGGCUCCAACUUCAGCGUGGGCCAGAGGCAGCUGGUGUGUUUGGCCAGAGCCAUCCUGAGGAAGAACCGCGUCCUCAUCAUCGACGAGGCCACGGCCAACGUGGACCCCAGGACCGACGAGCUGAUCCAGAAAACGAUCCGGGACAAGUUCAGAGAAUGCACCGUUCUCACCAUCGCUCACCGCCUCAACACCAUCAUAGACAGCGACCGCAUUCUGGUUCUGGAUGCCGGGGAGAUCCACGCCUACGACGAGCCUUACAGCCUGCUUCAACAUCCAGACGGCAUCUUUUAUAAGAUGGUCCAGCAGACGGGCAAACGGGAAGCUGCGGCUCUGCAGCUGGCAGCCAAGCAGGUUUACACCAGCCGAAGCCGUGCUAACGUUCCAAACGGACACGCAGAAACGGCAGACGGGAACAUGGUGAUCUUUGAGACGGCUCUGUGAGCUGAACAAGAGUCUGCUGUAAGAAGCCUCAGGGUGGCUGGCGGGCUCGUCCACCAGACAGACGGUGAGGAGACAGAACUCAGGACCGACAGAGUAGAGCUGUACUAAACCAUUAUUUUUUUAAUCGAUUAAUCUCGCGACUAAUUUUUCGAUUAACCUAUCGACUAAUUUCACGAUUAAGCUAACGAUUAUUUUUCAAUUUCCCGAUUAAUAAUAGCUUAUUUCCACCCAAAUGUUCCCCAAAUAAAUAUCAAAAAAAUUUCAAAUAUUUUCUUAAAUUUUGUAAUCUUAAAAUAUAAAUAAAGGCUUAUGCACAGCAAUUCUAUGUAGAAUCAAAUACAUAUAAAAGUAAAUUCUCAUUUACACUAAAUUUAAAAAUAAAUAAAAUAUUGGCUAUGGGAAAAUGAAACACAAAAGCACUGUGCAAAAUGAAUCAAAUAUCAAAAACCUCAAGGCGGGGGGGCGGGGGGGGCGGCAGUUACACUCACAGACGCAGCAGCAGUAGAACACAAACAGAGCAGGAGGGAGAGAGAGAAAGAGAGCCAGGGGCAACAAGACGAGACAUCGAUAGAAAGGUAAAGAAAAUGAGUGACACCAGGAAAAGGAGUAAAAUCUGGAACCAUUUCAAUUUGAUUGAUAAUACAAAGGCAGAGUGUAGAGUCUGCAAGAAAAGAGCCGCCUCCACAAACAACCUCCACAGGCACCUGAGAACUGUCCACCCAUCAGUGCAAUGGUUGAAUGUGGUAUUAAUGAAGGUGCCGGUGUGUCUACUGCUGCUGUUGCUUCUGCUGCUGCAGUAUCUACAGCAUCAUGUACUAUGCCACCACAGCCACCUAAACCUCCCACCCAGAGCUCUGUGACACAGUUUUUGCAGAAGUCUAUGACCAAGACAGAACUCAAUUGAUGAAGAACUGGCAAAAAUGACUGUCCUUGAUUUUCAACCAUUUUCAGUUGUGGAUGAUAAAGGAUUCUGGAAGUUUGUUCAUGCACUAAAUCCAAUGUAUGCAAUUCCAAGCAGGAAAACACUUUCCCAAAAAUCAUCCCAAGCCUGUAUGACACAGAACAUACAUUACUGCAAGAGAGGGUUAAAAAAGCCACAGCAGUCUGUCUAAUAACUGACAGCUGGACAUCCCAAACCAAUACAUCCUUCUUGUCAGUUACGUGUCACUUUAUUGAAAAUUUUAAAAUGGUGUUCUGUCUUCUGGAUUGUUUUGAGUUCAGCGACAGACACACUGCUGAGAACUGAGCAGAAGAGCUGCUCAAAGUGGCAAAAGAGUGGGAUGUGGAAAACAAAAUGGUUUGCAGUGUUUUGUGUUGUUUCACUUUAAAUUUGUUUAACCUUUUAAGCUGCAGUCAAUUCCAGGCAUUUUCAGUACAAAAAAUCGCUAAUAUUCUAUUUUUAAAUAAAAAAUAUGACGAGAAAUACAGGGAAUAUUGGACGCGCAUCACGAGGUGCAUUUUCUUUGAAAACGACCGAUUUGUGGAUUUUAUACCGACUUCAGGACAUGUUUUGGACAAAAUAGUUUACUGGCUUGUGUCAUCUGGAUGUCCAAGGUUGGAUUAUGGCCGUUUUUUGUGGAAUAUUUUCAUCUGUGUGUAAUAAUGAACCCGCAAAUGUGAGUUGCGCUGUGUGCUUUGAAGCCGUGUAUAGAGAACGGAUGGAUGGAUAUUUGUUUUUGUCGGACAAAUGUGUUUUUCUCACCCGCUGUGGUAAUCACAUCUGAAAGUGGUUUAUAUCGGCGGAUUCAUGAUAAUCUAAGCUUUCCAUCGGCGUAUAGUGUUUGUAUAAUUGUGUUUGCAGUUUCAGACAUUCUUUAAAUUCCUCUGCAAAUUAGUAGGUGUACCGCCGGCGGUACACUUUAGUUUAAGGGGUUAAAAGGAAAAAGCUGAAUAUUUGAAUAGUUGUAAAUUGAGUUGUAAAUUUUUGUUCUUUGUAUUUUCUAAUUUAUUUUUUCAUUUUUGUGGAGUGAAUAAAAAGCAUAUUUAUAUAAUACACGUAUAUAAAUAAAAAAAACACAGGCUUUUACAUUAGUCAUUCAUUUUGUGCAUAAUUUCAUAUUGCUGUUGAUAAUAAAUUAAUUAAAACAACAAAACAACCCGAAGAACCGCUUGGGAGCCGAAAGAGCCGGCUCUUUUUACUGAGCCGAGCCAAAAGAGCCGGCUCUCUAAAAAGAGCCGGAUUUCCCAUCACUAAUUUCUAUUCUGCACAGAGUGCAAAUGACAUUACUGUAUUUGCUGCUGCGCUUGUAGUAGUCCCAUGCUUUAGAUGAGCGAGGGGGAGCUCGCUUACUGUCUUUUUCGGGCUGAUUUGUUGCCUCCUCCAUCCUAACCGGUCUCCUGAGUGCGCGCGUGUGAGUAGCCGUCAUAUAUGUUUUGAUAGCAACGCGUCGACGUAUUUACGUAAUCGAUGACGUCGACUACGUCGAUGCGUUGCCUCAGCACUACUACAGAGGCUGCAGCGUCGGUGAACGUCUGAGCCAAACAGUCCAACGCCGUUUGUUGGAGCUCUCAGACCUGAGAAAUCACUGCUGUACAAACUGUUGAUGCAGACCAAUAUUUAUUAUCUGCUGCUUCAUAUUUAUCACGCUGAAUUGCUUUCAAACGGCCGCGUAAUGCUUCAAAACGAAGUGCCUUAUUUCAAGUUUGGGUAAAUGUAACUGUUCAAAGAAUAUCUGAGUCCAGGUAGCAGAGAAUCAAAGACUGGAUCUGCCUGAGGAUGCUGCUUAAUCAGACGCAGCAUUUUGGGUUUUUUUUCGUCAUUCAGACGUACCGGCCACUGUGAUGUCGCUAAACUUUAACCUUCAGCUUAGAGGAACAUCAGUGCUCUGACUGAAGGAACAUGAGCCGAUGUUCAUCCACACCUGAAGACACAUUUCACUGCAGCUGCACUUUUCUUUCUUUCAGUGACAAUCAGUUCUCAACACUAAUGUCUUUGCCUUAAACUAAUCUAGACACACAUGUACCAGACCUCAGAAACGGUCUGAAAAGGAGAUUCUACUGUAGAAGCCGUGGUCCUUGCACUUCCACUCCACUGAUUUAAGAGUUUACAGGGAGGAGGAAAUCUGAAGAGCUGCUACAGAGGAUGUGGAGUUUGUUGAAUGACUUUGAUCUGUUCACACUUGUUGUAUUAACUGCAAAUUUGUACAUUUGUUUUUGUCAAAUUCUGCAUAAAAGAUGCAUUUAAAAACA